UUUUAGUCCUAAAAUGGACUUCGGGGAAAAGGAGCUGGAGAGUAAACUGGGUCGUGCCCGGCGCCUCCACCAAUCUAGGGUUUCUUCAGCUCACGGUCAUGUAUAAUUCAGCCUGGGAGGGCGCAGAUUACCUGGAGAGAAGCACACAAGUGAAGAAUGUGUCUACUAGUCACAGAGGGACCAGAGAGGAAGAGAAGAGGAGGAGGUAUGGAGGAGGUGGUGAAGAAACGGCCAAUAAUCUCUGCCAAAGAAAGAGGCCCAGGACCUGGACGCUAUGCUCUGCCCCCUACAGUCGGAUACAUCAACCAUGACUUUACCAAACCCAGCAGCCCUGCAUACUCCCUCCACGGCCGCAACAGAAUGCCCACCUCUGCAGACUCCAGUCCAGGACCAAGAUACCACAUUGACGCCAAGGUCACCCGCUUUGGCCGAAUGGACACGCCAUCCUACUCUAUUCUGGGCAGAGGACGACGCACAGGGAGUAAAGGUGAACUGUUCCAGACUCCAGGACCUGGAGCCUACAGUCCAGAAAAGGCUCCGCCUCUCAACGCUCAGCACAGACCUCCGUCCUACACCAUCAGCUCCCGCACCAGAUAUCGCUGUGUGGAUGCUGUUCCAGCGCCCAACAGCUACAGUCUGCCUAAUCUGCUGGGUUGCCAGGUUCCUAACAAAUCCUCCAGUGCCAGCUUCAGCUUCUCAGGCCGGAGUAAGGUCGGCGCUCCCUCUGAAGAUCUCGCCAUGAGCCCCGGGCCGGCGAAAUACAACACCAUCAACCCAGACGUUUACCGCCAGCGCCAGCCUUCCUUCUCCAUGCAGAGCCGCACCAAGAGGCCAAGUUACUCCUCGACUAUCCCCGGCCCGGGUGCAUACAGGCCGGAGAAGUAUCACAUGCACCUUCCUAAACCCCCGUCCUUCAGUAUGGGCAUCAGACACUCUGAGUUCGUCACCCCGCUUGUCGUAGAUGUAGUUGAUUGACAAACUUCUCUCU
Molecule: messenger RNA, 988 nt
Organism: Solea solea (common sole)
Lineage: Eukaryota; Metazoa; Chordata; Actinopteri; Pleuronectiformes; Soleidae
Gene: odf3l2a
Product: outer dense fiber of sperm tails 3-like 2a
Exons: 5
Coding region: 157-975 (272 amino acids)
Cellular component (GO): cytoskeleton
Source: RefSeq, a predicted model, not a curated record